Zootermopsis nevadensis is the source of this 3197-nucleotide messenger RNA. It is a transcript of the gene Dis3, whose product is annotated as exosome complex exonuclease RRP44-like protein Dis3. Gene Ontology annotation, biological process: nuclear mRNA surveillance of mRNA 3'-end processing; rRNA catabolic process. Gene Ontology annotation, molecular function: 3'-5'-RNA exonuclease activity; RNA binding; endonuclease activity. Lineage: Eukaryota; Metazoa; Arthropoda; Insecta; Blattodea; Termopsidae. The record is from RefSeq and is a predicted model, not a curated record. Gene Ontology annotation, cellular component: cytoplasmic exosome (RNase complex); nuclear exosome (RNase complex).
CCAACAUUCCUCGAUCAUUAUGAAGAGUACACGUUAUGGAGUCAAAGCUAUGGAUUCAGUUGCUGUUUGGUCGUCGUGGUGUGGUUGGUAUAAACUUCGGCUGUGGGUUGUGGUAAUGUGGUUCGAAGUUUCGAAGUAGGUAUUUUGAGUUGUCGUAGCAAUGUUGACUACAAAGACAUUUCUAAGGAAGACUAAGAAAGGCAAUAUAUUGAAGAUUGUACGGGAACAUUACCUUCGUGAUGACAUAUGGUGUGGAUCAAGUAUCUGCAGAAAAUGUGCUCACCAGGACAAUGAAUUGAUUUUAGAGAAAAUACCACUGUCAAAGAACAAGAUAUUUCCAUUUCCUCAUUAUAUUUUGUUGGACACGUGUGUUGUUUUGAAUCAGAUCACUGUGCUGGAGGAGGAUGCACUGUGCAAUGUUAUAAUUUUACAGACUGUUUUAGAAGAGGUUAAGCAUCGAAGUUCUUCAGUUUAUAAACGAUUGAAAGACAUCAUUGGGAAUCCAAAUCGAAAAUUCUAUGUUUUUGUAAAUGAGCAUCAUAAAGAUACAUAUGUAGAGCGAGAACCAGGGGAGAAAGUUAAUGACCGCAAUGAUCGUGCUAUACGAGUAUCUGUUGCUUGGUAUGAAAGCCACCUAAUGCCAAACAAAGGAGAUCGAAAGAAAAAAGAUUAUGUGAGAGUGAUAUUACUUACAGAUGAUGCUGAGAAUAAGCAAAAAGCUGAAAAUGAUGGUCUUCUUGUUGCCACAGUUGGUGACUAUGUAAGACAUGUAGAUAAUUGCCCAGGCCUUGAAGACAGGUUGUCCCAGCAUAACACUACAUAUGAGCUUCAGGCUGGUGGCCGAGAACCUUUAUUUCCCUCACAUCUAACUCCUUCACAGAUUCAUGAAGGCAUAAAAUCAGGGAAAUUACUUCAAGGUUCAUUCUUGGCAUCUAGAGAAAACUUCCUUGAAGGACAAGUGAGUGUGGAAGGACAAGACAAAAUGGUUUUAGUGCAAGGAUGUGUGGGCCUAAACCGAGCAGUGGACGGAGACAUUGUGGCUGUAAAGUUGCUGCCAAAGGAGGAGUGGUCAGUUCCUAGUCACAUGGUACUGCAGGAUGAAGAUGAUGAUUCUGGAGAUGUACUAGAGGAGGAGGACACACUUAUAAAAAGCAGGGAGACACAAGUGGAGAAACUGCCUACAGGCCAUAUUGUAGGCAUUAUAAGAAGAAAGUGGCGACAGUACUGUGGAAUUUUGCAACAAAAUCCAAUUAAAGGGUCAGUACGUCAUAUAUUUGUGCCUGCUGAAAAAAAAAUUCCAAAAGUAAGGAUAGAGACUCGACAGGCAGAUACUUUAAGUAACCAGAGGAUUGUUGUGACCAUUGAUUCAUGGCCUCGCAAUUCUAGGUAUCCACUGGGGCAUUUUGUACGGGCUCUUGGUAAAAUUGGUGACAAAGACACUGAAAAUGAAGUUCUGCUCUUGGAACAUGAUGUUCCUCAUAGCAAAUUCUCAGAAACAGUUUUGAGUUGUCUCCCAAAGCUUCCAUGGAUUAUUUCAGAAAAGGAUGUUCAGAGCAGAGUUGAUUUACGUCAUGUGGAUAUUUGCUCUGUGGAUCCUCCAGGUUGCACUGAUAUCGAUGAUGCUCUUCAUUGCAUGGAACUAGAAAAUGGAAAUUAUGAGGUAGGUGUCCAUAUUGCUGAUGUGAGUCAUUUCAUUCGAUCUGGAACAGCAAUAGACAAGGAGGCUGCACUCAGAGCAACAACAGUUUAUUUGGUGGACAAGAGAAUCGACAUGGUACCAGAGCUACUGAGUUCAAAUUUGUGCUCUUUGCUUGGAAAUGAAGAGAGAUUUGCUUUCUCCUGUAUUUGGGAAUUGACCCAAGAAGCUGAGGUUGUCAAUACACGUUUCUGUAAGAGUAUAAUUCGAUCACGACAGGCCAUGACAUAUGAGGAAGCCCAGAUGAAGAUAGAUGAUUUAACAUUACAAGACAAUUUAUCCAAAUCUCUUAGAGGUCUGAAUUCACUUGCAAAAAUCUUAAAGAAGAGGAGAAUAGAAAAUGGAGCUUUGGUUUUGGCUUCACCAGAAAUCCGUUUUCAAGUGGACAGUGAAACACUUGAUCCAGUUGAAGUGGAAACAAAGAAGCUGCGUGAGACAAAUUCUAUGGUAGAAGAGUUCAUGUUGUUGGCCAACAUAUCUGUGGCUAAUAAGAUACUAGAGGAUUUCCCAGAGUGUGCCAUGCUACGGCGACAUCCGAAGCCUCCAUUAUCAAAUUUUGAACCUCUCGUGAAGGCAGGAAGGAAUUUGGGUUUUGAAAUCAACAUUGAAUCAGGAAAGGCUCUGGCCUUAUCACUUGAUAAUGCUGUGAGACCAGACAAUGCAUUUUUCAACACUAUGCUGCGCAUUUUGGCAACUCGCUGCAUGAUGCAAGCUGUCUAUUUUGCAAGUGGAAUGGUUCAGAGGGAUGAAUUUUUCCACUAUGGUCUUGCUGUUCCUAUCUAUACACACUUCACUUCACCCAUCAGAAGGUAUGCAGAUAUUAUUGUUCAUCGCUUGCUGGCUGUGAGUAUUGGUGCAGAUGUGACAUACCCUGAACUCCUGGACAAGAGAAAGUCUCAAACUUUGUCACAUAAUCUGAACUACAGAAAUCGCAUGGCACAGUAUGCAGGACGAGCGUCUGUUGCUCUUCAUACACAUCUGUUCUUCCGAGGCAAGGUGCAAGAUGAGCAGGGCUAUGUACUAUAUGUACGUAAGAAUGCUCUCCAGAUUCUAAUCCCCAAAUAUGGUUUGGAAGGGACAUUAUAUUUGAGCCCACACAAAGCAGAGAAGCUGAAUGUUACAUUUGUUUACAAUGAAGAGGAACAAACCCAGAAAUGUGGUGAUGUAAGUUUUCGACCAUUUGAUCCAGUUACUGUACAACUCAGUUUAGAUCAAAGUAAUUUGCAGCAUGAGAAAAUAAUUAUGAAGCUGGUUAACCCUCAGAUCCUAGGGUUUAGUGUUCCCUCGGUGGAUUCAGUAAAACGGAAAGAAAGUGAUAAAGACUUGGAAAUGGAAAUAUCAGAUGUGUCAACAUCACCUGUUCGAAAGAAAUCAUCAAAGAAGCAAAAAACAAAGUGAUUUAGUGGGCUAUGAUGAACAGCCUGUACAAUAGAUGAGGUGGUAUGUAUUUUCAUGCUAACAAAAUAAAUGUGAGUUUAUUCAGGCAAGAGAAAUUGCAUUA